Symbiodinium sp. CCMP2592 is the source of this 1278-nucleotide messenger RNA. The record is from the annotation of a GenBank genome assembly. Lineage: Eukaryota; Dinophyceae; Suessiales; Symbiodiniaceae.
AUGGAGGAGGCGGCGUACGUGCUGAGCCCCGUGAGUGCAAAUCUACAACUGUCCCAUGAGCCUGCCAACAAUCUCCUGUGCCUGGGACGCAAUGUCCACGUGCACAACAGGAAGAUCAAGCUCAUGGUUGCCACGGAGGAGUUGGCUGAGGUCUUCCUCCGACGGUCUCAGGUGAAGCAUCUUCGAAGCAUCAAGAGUGACCUCAACGAAGAGGCACGAAAGUUUCACCUGAUGCUGGUUCCAGAGGCGGAUCAGAAGGAGAUCAACCAGGAUGCCGGUGACUCGACUGAUGAGUACAGCCAACUCUACGAGCGAUCAAUUGCAGAGGCCUGGCAGAUCCUGUCCCCGGACCUGAGACCGUUGUCGCCAGAAGACGAACGGCGGAAGCAACUCCUCGAGGAUGCCUUGUCAGCCCGGCUUCUGGCCCGAGCCCGCUGGAAGGUGGAGAGGAAGGCUGAGGUGCUGAACGAAGAGGUCGUCCGCCGCAAGCGCAGGCAGGAGGAGUCCCGCGUGGCAGAGCAGAGGAAGAAGACCGGCUUGCUAGGGCGUUUCUGGGGCCGGCAGGAGUCGGAGGACGAGGUGGAGGCGCCAGAGACGGCGCUCCUCUCAUCCGAGGAGAAGGAUCAACUGCUCACCGAUCUGAAAGACGUGAGCAAGGUGGAGCAAGUGGACGUGCCGAAGAGGUUCAGCUUCGAAUUCGUCCUGGGGCAGAUGGCCUUAGACCUGAUCGACGACCAGCACCAAGACGAGGUGCGCCGCCAGCUGAUGAGCCUUGCACUGCGCGAGGCUGGUAUCAAGCUAGACAUCAACAUGGCCACGGACUUCCGGGGACGUGAUUCUGCGGAAUGGGGGAUGAAGAUCGAUCUGAAGUCCUUCCAUGCGCUGCACCAGACAAGGGCCUUCAUGCAGUUGAAGUCCGUGGGCUUGGAUGGAAAGGACCACUCCCAGUGGCUCUCAGACGGCUCCAGUGCCGCCAGUUUCGACAUCCAGAGCAAGCUCCAGAAGGAGCAGAACUUGCUGGACAUCUCAUUCAAUUUCAUGCCCGUGGAGAUCAACCUUCUCGAGGGGAUCGUAGAGAUGGUUCUGGAAUUCUGGCGCGAGCCCCCUCGAGCAGAGCUGGAGGUGCUGCCAGAGGUCCAGGACGAGGAGGAAGUCGAUGAGGGGAUGGAAAUGGCGAAGGAUUGGCUGGAGGCAAACGCCAAGCAGGCGAAGCAGUUGGCGCAAGCUGCGUACGAUCGCAUCCCCGACAAGAUCCACCUCGAGUCUUUCGGUGGAUGA